AUGCGGAGAUCUGCUGUCGGCAAUAUCCCUGCUGUAUCGACAGCUGCACCACUCGCGCCUGUUGCUUCGAACCAUGAAGAGGAACAGUCAAGGCUAGCACCACCUGGCUCGAAGACCCACAGCGAAAAGCAUCAUCAACAUGACUUCAAUGGCCGACGUCUCGAAACUGCGGGAGGACAGAUGAACGAGAAGCAUUCAGGCCACGAUCUUCACCGUACAUCGACGUCGACUUCCUCCACAGCCCCAACUGUCACUGAGAGCCAUGAUCUUGAGCAUAGCAUUUCUCGUGUCUCUACAGAUCCUCAUGGCAACACUUAUCCUGAAAGGGGAAAGGAGGCCUACCUGGUCGUCUUUGGCUCUUUCUGUGGUUGCAUGAUCUCUCUUGGUUUCAUGAACACAUUGUCGACCUACACAGCCUAUCUUACCACACAUCAACUAGCAGACCUUCCUACGAGUACUGCAGGCUGGGUCUUCGGCAUUUAUGCCUUCCUCUCUUUCUUUCUCGGUCUGCAGAUAGGACCUCUCUUCGAUGCUUUCGGCCCACGUUGUCUCGGAGGCACAGGUACAGCACUGGUGUUCACACCGAGCAUCGCCGCCAUAGGGCACUGGUUCUACCUUCGACGAGGAACAUUCACAGGUGUCGCAUGCGUAGGCGGCUCACUCGGAGGUAUCAUCUUCCCGCUGACACUCCAAGCACUCUUCGGAAUGGAGAACAUCGGCUGGGCAUGGUCCCAGCGUAUCUUAGCCCUAAUAAAUUUGCCUCUGGCCAUCUGUGCAAAUCUUUUCAUCAAAAGCCGACUACCUCCAACACGACCAGUACGCAAAGAACAGAUCCUACCCGACCCUCGCAUCUUUCGAGAUAAGACCUUCGCCCUUGUUACUCUGGCUGUUUUUUUUGUGGAGUGGGGACUCUUCGUCCCCAUUUCCUACCUCACAAAUUUCGCUCUAGCCAUUGGCGUCGACGAAACCUUCAGCUACCAAAUCAUCGCAAUCUUCAACGCAGGAAGUUGUUUCGGACGCUGGCUCCCUGGUCUUGUCGCAGACAAAGUCGGCCGGUUCAACACCAUGAUUCUCACCACAGUCAUCUGCUGGAUCGGCACGUUUGCGUUGUGGCUUCCCUCGGAAAUGCUCGUUGGUGCGGGACAAACCGCACGCCUCGCGCUCCUGAUCGUUUUCUCACUGAUUUUUGGGUUCGGGUCCGGCGCGGGUAUUUCGCUCGUGCCGGUUUGUGUUGGUCAGCUGUGUAAGACGGAGGAGUAUGGGCGGUAUUAUGCGACUUGUUAUACGAUUGUGAGUUUUGCUACGUUGACGGGAAUACCUCUCGCGGGAGGGUUGUUGGUGAAUGAGAAUGGGCGUGAGAGGUAUUGGGGUUUGAUUUUAUUUACUGGUAUGAGUUAUUUGGUGUCGACGGCGGUAUUUAUUGGCGCGAAAAUGACGAGGGUUGGGUUUGGGAAGGAUUUGUGGAAGGGGAGAUUCUAG
Messenger RNA from Lithohypha guttulata, 1479 nucleotides. RefSeq lists its product as uncharacterized. The coding region runs from base 1 to 1479 and encodes 492 amino acids. Gene Ontology annotation, biological process: transmembrane transport. Gene Ontology annotation, molecular function: transmembrane transporter activity. The record is from RefSeq and is a predicted model, not a curated record. Lineage: Eukaryota; Fungi; Ascomycota; Eurotiomycetes; Chaetothyriales; Trichomeriaceae. The transcript is spliced from 2 exons. Gene Ontology annotation, cellular component: membrane.